AUGAAGAGAACAUGCGAUUCCUCGGCCUCAAUGGCAAAAAGACCCGCUCUCGCGCCAAUGCAGAACCAGCUUGCCACACCUCCAACGUCGCCAGAAAAAAACUCCGUCGUUGAUCUCUCCAAUCAGAUCAAAGGUCACAGAAGAACGCUCCACUUUACCGGCGACUCCAUCUACUCCAAAGCAAAGGCGUUGUUCCAAAGAGGCGCUUAUAACGACGUCAGCGAGAACUUGGUCGGUCGCGAGUCGGAGGCGCUGCUGCUUCGCACCUUCUUGGAGUCCUCGAUUGCUGAGAACAAGUGCAACAGCUUGUACAUCUCCGGCCCGCCAGGAACGGGAAAGACCGCGCAGACGAACUUGACACUCGACUGGAUCUGCUCGGCUCCAGCUGCAAACGGCGUCUACACCAUUGGCGGCCGCACGACGAAGGUAAUCCGGGUCAACUGUAUGACUGUCUCCAAACCGGAAAACAUCUUCCAUGAGCUCUAUCUCUCCAUCACCUCGCAGACCGGCAUCAAGAAGAAGCUGUUCGACGACUUGUAUGCGCUUCUCUGCUCCAAGACCGACGCAGACUCCAUCGUGGUGGUGUUGGACGAGAUGGACUACCUCAUCACCAAAGACCAACAGGUUCUCUUCCAGCUCUUUCACUGCGCGUCGCAGAUGAAGAGCUCGGUGUUCCAAACAAAACUCGUCAUUGUAGGCAUCUCCAACGCCUUGGAUCUCACAGACAAGUUCCUCCCACGUCUUCGCAGCAAUGGGUUCAACCCGGACACUUUGCAGUUCUUGCCCUACACAAGCGAGCAGAUCAAGCGCGUGGUGACGGCCAAGCUCGACUCGUUGGUGGAGACAAACAAGGAGAACGCCGGCGUUUCUGGAAAACCCGUCUCCUUGAUGCAUCCGUCCGCGGUGCAGAUGUGCUGUAGAAAGUGUGCCUCGGUCACUGGUGACCUCAGAAAGGCCUUCGACAUCUGCUACAAAAGCAUCGAGCUCGUGGAGCAGCAGGCGCGCAAGCAGGAGAACUUCGCGGACUUGACCAUGGAGACUGCGCCAAAGGUGCUUCUUUCGCACGUCGCCCGUGUGUGCUCGCUGUCUUUUGGAGACACUUCCCAGCAGAAGAUCGCUGCAUUGAACCUUUUACAAAAGGCCGUUCUCUGUUGUCUUUUUGACAACGAGAAAAACCACAACAAAACGUCCAUGGAGCCCAUCACCGUCAACGAGCUCUACGAGUUCUACUGUAAAGUGAGCGUCGAGGCCACCGAGAAUCUCUUGGGCAGACUCAGAAAGGGAGAGUUCCUCGAGAUUGUGAGCGGGCUCGACUCGUCGUCUGCAAUCAUUCUCUCGACCGGGAAGGGGUUCAGCAACGUCGACAUCGGAAAAAAGAUUGUUCGUCCGAACGUCCCCUACGCUGAGGUGAUGAAGGUGACGGAAAACCAGCCCGUUUUGAAACGGAUUUUGCAUGCCAGUGUCUAG
Messenger RNA from Australozyma saopauloensis, 1467 nucleotides. It is a transcript of the gene CDC6, whose product is annotated as AAA family ATPase. Gene Ontology annotation, biological process: cell division; mitotic DNA replication checkpoint signaling; DNA replication initiation. The transcript has a single exon. Gene Ontology annotation, cellular component: nucleus. Gene Ontology annotation, molecular function: DNA replication origin binding; ATP hydrolysis activity. The coding region runs from base 1 to 1467 and encodes 488 amino acids. Lineage: Eukaryota; Fungi; Ascomycota; Pichiomycetes; Serinales; Metschnikowiaceae. The record is from RefSeq and is a predicted model, not a curated record.